Messenger RNA from Corylus avellana, 780 nucleotides. RefSeq lists its product as uncharacterized. Lineage: Eukaryota; Viridiplantae; Streptophyta; Magnoliopsida; Fagales; Betulaceae. The record is from RefSeq and is a predicted model, not a curated record.
AUGAAGUUGAGGAAUAUUGCUAAAAGGGCUAUCUAUGAUGCUCAGAGUAGUGUGGAGGCUAAGCUUUCUUCUGACAUCCUUAAUGGUGACUGGUUUUGGAGACUGGCCAGGUCUGAUGCACUAGUUGAGAUCCAAGCUAGGCUUCCUCAGAUAAGGAUUGGUCCUCAUGAUAAGCCUUUAUGGACUUCUUCUAGGAAAGGUACCUAUGUUAGCUCAGAAACUUGGGAGCUUCUUCGCGAAAAGAAGGUGGAGAUUGUUUGGUGGAAGAUGGUGUUGUUUCCACAUGCCAUUCCCAAACAUGCUUUCAUUUUGUGGCUUGCUAUGCAGAACAGGCUUAUAACAGGUGAUCAGUUGAUCAGGUGGGGAUAUAAUGGUGAUGUUAAAUGUCUUUUCGAUCAUAAUCAAAUGGAAAGCAGAGAACAUAUGUUUUUUGAAUGUAGUUUCAGAUAUCAAAUUUGGAAGUUUUGUAUGCUUCGAUGUAGAGUGAACAAUCCUUCUGUAAUUUGGGGUGAGAUUAUGCAGCUAGGCAUCAGUCAAUGGGGGAAUAAUGCUCUUAAAGGUAUCCUCUGCCACCUGGUCUUAGGUUCUGUAGUUUACAACUUAUGGUGCACAAGAAAUGAUAUAAAACACUCCAGUCAACCAAGCACAGAGGAGCAGCUCUUGAAGAAAAUCCUUUGGAAAGUGCAAUCUAGACUAGCUAGGAAGGGGAAAUUCCCUAAGACUAGAGAGAAUCUGAUUUUAGCCUCUUCAUGGAAUUCACCUGCAGAUUUGUUGCUGUAG